AUGAUUCAGAAAUUAAAUGCAAAGAUGAUUAUGGAAAAAUCGAAACUGGAAAUAGCAUUAUCAGCCAAAGAAAGAAUUACCUCUCUUGCCGACAAUCUAGCUGGUUCACUUGAGAAAUUAAAGAAAAACAAAGAAGUUGCAAAGCAAGAAGAGUGUCUUCUGAAAGCAGAGAAGACGGUUACAAAGAUGGAAACACAAAAGACCAAACACGAAAUAGACGAAAAGGAAAGAGAACUGAAUUCAAAUCUGGAUGAGCUUGAGAAAGCAAAACAAGCCGAGGCGUUAGUACUUGAGAAGCUCGAAUUCCUCAUAGAAGACAAAAUGGAGAGGCGCGAAACAGAGUCCAAAAAUUGUCCAACCAUCACUAUCUCGAGGUUUGAGUAUGAAUAUUUGAGUAGGCAUGCUUCUCUAGCAGAAGAAACUGCAGAGAAGAAAGUUGCAGCUGCAGAGGCGUGGGUUGAAGCACUCAGGGCUAGCACUAAAGCGGUUUUGAUGAAGACGGAAACUUUGUUGAGAGAGAGUGGAAUGAUGAGAAUGGAAGAAGAGAGAGAAGUGUCUAGGACAGAAAGGUCGUUUUCGACGAAGAGACUGACCGGGGACGAGACCCAUAGGUUUAAGCGGAUACUGGAAGUGGAAGCUGAAAGCUAUCUUUCUCCUAAACCAGUUAGGAAAUCAACACCGGUGCAACGAGGGAAGUCAAGAAGAUACUCAUCUGCAGGGACUCCGACUUUCUUUGUAAUUAAGAAGAAGAAAGUUCUGAAAUUAGUCAAGCUUUUUAGUCGGAAAAGGUAA
This is a messenger RNA of Eruca vesicaria subsp. sativa (arugula), 792 nucleotides long. The record is from the annotation of a GenBank genome assembly. NCBI's taxonomy places the organism in Eukaryota, Viridiplantae, Streptophyta, Magnoliopsida, Brassicales, Brassicaceae.